AUGAGAUCGCAAAAUGGAAUUAUACUUCAUGGAAAUCGUUUCAAAGAUGAGGACAUAGUCAAUCGUCCUGAAGAGUUUAUCCGUGCAGAUGAAAGUGGGCGCUCAUUGCUGCAUACUGCUUGUGAAAUUAGUGAUAUAAAAUCAAUUGAAAAGAUUAUUAGUGUAAAUAAAUUGAAUCUAAAAAACGCUAUUGAUAUGAGAGGAUUAUCACACUUUCAUGUGGUAGCUAUCUCACCAUUUACCGAUGUUUUGGCAAGGUUUUUGAAAGAAGAUUUGGUUCCAGACAUCAAUGCUGCUAUUAGUGAUACAUCCAAUUUUUUACCGGGUUUCACAGCCCUUCACAUAGCCUGUUUACAGAGAAACAUAAAACACGUGCGAGUUCUUUUGAGAUAUGGAGCACACUCAAACGCGAAAAAUGCGUUUGGACAUACCCCAUAUGAAUUGCUUCUAUGGGAAAGUGUGAGGCUCAAUCAACUUAUUAUGGACCCUGACACGAUUAAACAGUACAGUACCAAGUCUAAAUACAAAAAGUACAUAGAAAAGUUCAAUAUUGAUGAUAAGAUUAUCAAUAGAUCAGAACUAAGAGAUAUCUAUAAAAUAAUUGAACUCAUCCGGAAUUCAGCCAAAAGUGAUGAAGAAUUUAAAGACAAAGGAUUCAGCGAACUUCAUUUCUUAGUGUGCCAAGCUCUGCUUCCAGAUAUUAAAUUGGUGAUUGAAAAAUGUCGUCAUUUAAUGAAUGCUAAAGUUAACGAGGAUGUGCUAUUUUAUGGUGGUCUUACACCUUUACAUGUGGCAGCGUAUUUUCACUACGACGAUAUCGUUUUAUUUUUAUUGAAACAUGGUGCUGAUCCUUACAUAAAAAAUAAACAAAAUGAAGAUGCGUUAACUCUACGAUUAAAGGAUUUUUAUACGGGAUAUGAAAAUGACCAAGACUACAAAAAAAAAUUUGGAUCACGUCUGCGCUUAAUUCCAAAACUCAUGGACCCAUCCUUAUUACUCAAUCAUCCAAAUUUUAUUGACAAGUAUGGAAUGAAAACAAUUCAUUUAGCUGUUGGUACGGAUUUGGACUUUUUUGAGAAGUUUUAUUUAUCUGAACGGCCAAAUAUUGAUGAGUUGGUUAGUCCAACUGAAUCAAAGUACAAUUAUUAUGAAGGAAGCACGCCACUACAUUUGGCAUUAAUGUUUAAACGCUACGACAUUGCAAAUUAUUUAAUAAAAAACGGAGCCAAUGUCAAUAUUGCGAAUAAGUUUGGCAAUACACCUUUGCAUCUAACUAAGGAUCGAGAUAUUUUCCAAAAGUUAUUAAAAAUGGGAGCUAAUAUUAAUAUAAAGAAUGACGAAGGAUUAACGCCAGUGGAAGUUUUACAUGACGAAAAAUAA
Messenger RNA from Trichogramma pretiosum, 1380 nucleotides. RefSeq names its product ankyrin-3-like. Gene Ontology annotation, molecular function: protein binding. The record is from RefSeq and is a predicted model, not a curated record. NCBI's taxonomy places the organism in Eukaryota, Metazoa, Arthropoda, Insecta, Hymenoptera, Trichogrammatidae. The transcript has 3 exons. Bases 1 to 1380 code for a protein of 459 amino acids.